Molecule: messenger RNA, 1273 nt
Organism: Loxodonta africana (African savanna elephant)
Lineage: Eukaryota; Metazoa; Chordata; Mammalia; Proboscidea; Elephantidae
Product: olfactory receptor 2W1-like
Exons: 1
Coding region: 204-1166 (320 amino acids)
Biological process (GO): detection of chemical stimulus involved in sensory perception of smell; G protein-coupled receptor signaling pathway
Cellular component (GO): plasma membrane
Molecular function (GO): olfactory receptor activity; G protein-coupled receptor activity
Source: RefSeq, a predicted model, not a curated record
AAUGCUGAACUCUUCAUCAUAAAAGAAUCUGCAACAAAUACCAGGUUUCUUGAAUACAAUAUUUUCUACUCAUUGGUUUUUUUAAAAUUAUUGGUAUAAAUUCUCCCUUUUUUUAGUUCUGUAUUUCGCUAAACUAUUAAGGUAGUCGGUGUUGACAAGAUUCUUCUUCUUCUUCUCUUUUUGGAUUUAGACAUUGAAGGACCAUGGACCAAAACAAUCAUAGUUCUCUACAUGAUUUUAUUCUGCUUGGGUUCUCUGAUAAUCCCAAACUGGAGAUGGUCCUGUCAGGAGUUGUCACCAUCUUCUACUUAAUUACAUUGGUAGGUAACACAGCCAUCAUCUUUGCAUCUCUCCUGGAUUCCCAUCUGCACACACCAAUGUAUUUUUUCCUCAGGAAUUUAUCUUUCCUAGAUCUGUGUUUUACCACCAGCAUCAUACCUCAGAUGCUGGUUAACUUGUGGGGCCCUGAUAAGACCAUCAGCUAUGUGGGUUGUGUCAUUCACCUCUAUGUUAAUAUGUGUUUGGGCUCCACUGAGUGCCUUCUCCUGGCCGUCAUGUCCUAUGAUCGUUUUACAGCUAUUUGUAAACCCUUGCAUUAUUUGGUAAUUAUGAACCCACAUCUUUGUCUUGAGAUGAUCAUCAUGGUUUGGGGUAUUAGUUUGGCCUCUUCUGUAGUUUUAUGUACACUCACACUGAAUUUGCCUAGGUGUGGAAAUAACCUUCUGGAUCAUUUCUUGUGUGAGUUGCCAGCUAUGGUCAAAAUAGCUUGUAUAGACACCACAACUGUUGAAAUGUCAGUUUUUGCUUUAGGAAUUGUCGUUGUCCUUACACCCCUCCUCCUUAUUCUUAUAUCCUAUGGUUACAUUGUCCAAGCUGUGCUGAGAAUGAAGUCAAAAGCAGGCCAAAGAAAAGCAAUUAAUACCUGUGGAUCUCAUCUCACUGUGGUGUCCAUCCUCUAUGGAACUGUCAUCUACAUGUACCUACAGCCAGGUAACAGUGCCUCCAAAAACCAGGGCAAGUUCCUCACCCUCUUUUACACCAUCAUCAUUCCAAGUCUGAACCCCCUCAUCUACACCUUGAGGAAUAAGGACAUGAAGGAUGCACUAAAGAAGUUGAUGAGUAUUGCAUAUGAAUAUACAAAAAUGAAGAGGAAAUGGAAAUCAUAGAGAAAUAUUAGAGUAAAUAUGGCAGUGGAAUACAUUUUCUAAGUAUCUUUAGUUUCUGUUGAGGCAAGUAAUCCAUACUUCAUAAAAAUAAGUAUCUUUAGUUUUUG